AUGGAUCAUACUACUUUAAAUGGCAUGCCUAAUGUUAAUAUUGAUGAUGAAAAUCCGGCAACGGGUGAUAAUGUUGAAACGGGUGAUGACACUUUCUUCUCUUCACAAUAUCCUCAACACUCUUCUCAUUUGGGCUUAGGAAAUGAAGAUGGUGGCUACUAUUCAGAUUUGAUGCAUUAUGCAAGAGAUGUAUUCUCACCUAACAAUAUCGGGGGGUCUAAUCAAGUCGAAAAGAGUUCCAAAGAAAGUUCUAAACUUAAACCUGUAGAAAUGAAACGUAAAAAAAGAGCAUCGGCUGGAUCUAUAAAGUUACAGGAGCUUCUAACUGAACAAAAUGUUAUUCAAAAACGUGCUUUAGCAAUAUUAGAGUCAGAUUCCCCUUCUUUUACCCAUAGCCAUUAUUUUAGUAUAAAUGCAUCCGUAACCUUGAUUAACCGAAUGGUCAAUGAUGAAUUAAUGACAAAAUGGAGCGCGUUGUGGUGUUUUGCAAUGAGUUUAUUUGAAGAUGCAGUGAAGAGGGAACUAUUUAUGAGUCUUCCGGAUGAUAGUGGCAGGUUGGCAUGGUUGAACUAUAAGAAAGACGGCAACUAA
This is a messenger RNA of Lactuca virosa, 591 nucleotides long. Lineage: Eukaryota; Viridiplantae; Streptophyta; Magnoliopsida; Asterales; Asteraceae. The record is from the annotation of a GenBank genome assembly.